This is a messenger RNA of Arabidopsis arenosa, 1047 nucleotides long. The record is from the annotation of a GenBank genome assembly. NCBI's taxonomy places the organism in Eukaryota, Viridiplantae, Streptophyta, Magnoliopsida, Brassicales, Brassicaceae.
GUCGGAAAUCGGAAUCACUAUGGAUUUUCCUCCGACGAAGCUUGAUUAUCAUGUAGACAUGUUCAAUCUUCAAUCUCAAUCCAGAUUUCUCUCCUUAUUUAAGGCGCAAGAUGGACGCAUAGCUUUAAUACUGGAAUCGACGGUGUUUUAUCCACAAGGUGGUGGCCAGCCGUCAGACACCGGUUUAAUUGUUUUCUCCGGUUCGGAUUUCAAGUUUUCCGUUCAAGAUGUUCGAUCGAAAGACGGAAUUGUUCUCCAUUACGGUGUGUUCGAAGGUUCGAAUCCUGAAAGUGGAAUGGAUAUUGAGAAAGGGAAAGAAGUUUACUUGACUGUUGAUGAAUCAAGGCGUAAACUCAAUUCCAGGCAAGAUAAUAAAGUUGGGUUAGGACAUUUGGAGCCUGGAAAAGGGUACCAUUUUCCGGACGGUCCAUUUGUAGAAUACAAAGGAAGCGUUCCACAGGGUGAGAUGGCAGUGAAGCAGAAAGAGUUGGAGGCAGAAGCUAAUGAACUGAUAACCAAAGGAGGAAAGGUUUAUGUUGCUAUAUUACCCUAUGAAGAGGCAUCUGUGCUCUGUGGUGGCAAUCUUCCUGAUUAUAUUUCCAAGGGCAGCACUCCCCGGAUCAUAAAAUUAGGUGACAGCCCCGGGUGUCCGUGUGGUGGAACCCAUGUCUCCGAUUUAUCUGAUAUCAUAGCCAUGAAGGUCACACAGAUGAGAACAAAGAAAGGAAUGACGAAAGUUUUCUACACCAUUGCAUCUUGAUACUCUUAUGGGUUCCAGUUUCUAUACGGUAGAUAUACAAUAAGUCAAGGUUGUGUUUGGUGAACCUGCUCCUGUUUCUGCGGCUUGGUUCUAUUUGAAUCGAGCGGAUCUGCGACGUGGUUUCUUCGAUCUCUUUUCUCGGUUUGUUUCCACAUCUGCGUUGCCUUUUUACUCCAUGGUCUUUGAUUGAAUUUGCUAUGUCGGUUUGAGGCCGUUAGUUGUAGGUUUUCGUGGGUGUUUGUUAGGCCUCAUCGAUUGCAAAUGUCUUAUAAAGUUUUAGCAUUUGU